Molecule: messenger RNA, 6531 nt
Organism: Caenorhabditis remanei
Lineage: Eukaryota; Metazoa; Nematoda; Chromadorea; Rhabditida; Rhabditidae
Exons: 31
Coding region: 1-6531 (2176 amino acids)
Biological process (GO): positive regulation of GTPase activity; small GTPase-mediated signal transduction
Molecular function (GO): guanyl-nucleotide exchange factor activity
Source: RefSeq, a predicted model, not a curated record
AUGAAGAUUGUCAGAGAGAAGGAACAUCCAAAUAUUGUGGGAAGGAGGUCGAUGUUGCCAGCUCCAAAAACUACACUAUCAUCCCGGACCGUAACUCAUGUAACUCCAAAAUCAAGAAUAUCGGCUCCGUCUAGUUUGAUUCGAGCUCCAAGAACUAAAAUUACCGCGUCAGUUUGGGAGAUUCCACCUGUAACUCCAAAAUCUGUUACUUUGGCUCAAUUGAUUCCACCUGUAACUCCAAAAGUUGUUACAUCGACUCCAAAACUUCAAUCCCACACAACAAACCCUCCGGAUUUCAACUUUCCAAUGUCACCUCUAGCGGUUUCAACCCCGACUGCAACUCAAAUUUCAUCAACUCCUGCAGAUGCUCUAGUUUCUACUUUGACGCCACCAAAAACUCCUGUACCACCGAAGCUAAUACAUCCAAGCCACUUGCAUGAUAGAGUGAUGGUUAUCGACAGGAAAAACUCGCUGGAAAUGAAAGCCGCCGACAGCAAACGGGCAUUUGUAAAAAAGAGAAGCAAAGUGACGGCGUCGGAAGUUCGGAAGCAUGUAAUAAGCGGACUUCUUCCAAUUCAUCGUUUGCAAGAUGGAGAGAACGGUUUCGAUUUGGACAUUUCUAUGAUGGGGAAGGUCCAAUUCACCGAACCCGUACCACCGAUUGAUGUGGAGACAUUGUUGGAACAACGAAAAACGUGUCUUCUCUACUCAAUUUCAUCUCCGAAAUCUUCUAAACCGAUAUUUGAAUACGUGUCAGAUGAUGUCGAAGUGAAAACUAUCCGACAAGACGGGUUAUCAGAUCACAACUAUACAACUAUCCCAAAUAUUGAAAACCACGUCCGAGACAUUUGUGCGUUUUACUGCGAUGAUUUUUCGUUGGUCAACAGGAAGCAUGCUCAACUCGGAACGGAAGAUAUCAAAGACCGUUGGAACUUGGAAAAGCUCACCGCACUCCGUUCCCUCCGUCCACAACUCUUCCACAGUGGUCUCCGUAUCAUGGAUAGAGAGCCAAGCACAAUUUCUCUUGAUGGAACUUCAUAUGACACAACAGAUCUAUCCAAAUGUGCCACUGAACAGUUCUAUGUAUCUAUGCUCAAAAAGUCCGCCAUUGACCGAAAUACUCUGCUUUACUCAAUGCUAUCCAAGAAUCGAGUGAAGCAUUUCUUGAAUUGCAUCAAUUCAGAAGAAAGGGAGUGGAAAUGGGAGAAACGUGGAAUCCCACGCCUCCCGGAGCAAGAAGAGACACCAAAACUUUUCGUGAAGGUGGAGAAGGCUAUCGCAGACCCAUACUUUGAACCAUUAUUUGUGUCGAUGGCAGUAUAUGAUAUUCGUAACAGACAAAAAGUCACAGAGUCAGUCUACUUCAACAUUGCUGACCAUGACAAAUUGGAUAUGCUUGGAAAACACCAACCCAACUUCCUAAAUAACAACAUGCAAUCCCUGUUCAACAUCACUGGUGUACUCUCGGAUAUGUUUUUGGUCAUCAAGAUAGAGAAAGUGUUACAACAAACAGAUGUGUUUGACAACAGUGAACCAUACACCGGCACCAAAGAAGAAAGAAAUCUGGAAAAGUUGAAAGCAACAGCUGAAGACAACUGCCAACGUCUGGGUGCAUAUCGAACUUUGCUGGGAUUUCAAGUUGUGGACAUUCAGCGAGUAUUCAAUGCAAACGUUUCUGCUACAGUAUGUGGUGACAGAAAAACAGAUCCUAUGAUGGCAUCGCAGUGUACCACCAACUCAGGUGUUGUGAUUACAACUGCUGGUCAAAAUCAAGAGGAUCGAUGCAGUAUCACAAGUGCUGAUAGAACAUCCAUCUCAUCAAUGAGCUCAACUUUGAGAAGAUUUGGCAGUGGUACAUCGGCGGCAACUGUUUUCAGUCGUGUCCGAACUCCGUUGACCAAGAGAAAAUUUGCGCCUGUCUCAAAUAUGACUACGAGCAGAGAUGUCCCAGACUGCUUGGACAAUAUGCCGUCUUGUAACCUCAAAUUCAGCACAUUCAUCCGUCAGGAGGGAGAUAAAACAUCGGAAGAUGACAUUUAUAGACUUUGCAGUGAAGUUCGGAAGGCUCAUGGGAAAAUUAAUAAGAAAAUGUUCAAUUUUGAAUUGGAAUUGACUCUCGCAGGAUCUAACAAAAGUAAAGAAUGUCAAAGUCACGGAAGCAAUCUGACUCUAAGCAGUGAAAAUAUGAUUCACGAAGCAAUGGAGAUCCCAAAAUACAAGUCUACACUCAAUAAAUCUUACAAAAACGUGAUUUUCGUCUACCCAAAGCAUAUCAACCUGUCGAAUAGAACUGGAAACGCGAGGAAUAUUAUGAUAAAGGUAGAGUUGAUGGACGCAAGUGAAGUGCCACAAGACGCAGUUUUUGAGAAAGGAGCCAAUAGACAGAGCUUAUUGAAAAGUGCUAAGACUACAGUGAUUUAUCACAACAGAACCCCACACUUCACGGAUGAAAUCAAGUUAUCGCUACCCUGUGACUUGAACGACGGACAUCAUCUUCUAUUCACCGUUUACCACAUCUCAUGUAAAGAUGGGGACUCGUCAUCCGCGGAAAAUCCAAUCGGAUAUACAUGGCUCCCUCUGUACCGAAAUGGAAAACUUCGCAGUGGAGACUUCCAUCUUCCAGUUUGUGGAGAGAAACCACCAUCUAGCUACGGAUAUCUUGAUGCACAUAAUGCUCUGCCCAAUUUGAAGUGGAUUGAUAAUCACAAACCAAUAUUUUUCUGCUCAACAAAGAUGAUUUCGAGUGUUCAUGCUCAGGACGACUAUCUGGAGAAAUUCCUAACAGGAGUAGCUAGUCUUAGUUCAAAUGACAUCAAAAAGCCUCCAGUCGGAGAAUCUGAGCUGAUCCAUUGCAUUGAUAACUUACUCAAGGCUGGACCUGACAAGCUUGUUGCGUUCAUCCACUUUAUCCUCAGCCGACUGUUGUUUCUGAUUGCCAACCCACCGUAUACCGACGAGUUGUCGAUGAAAUGCUUUGAGUGUAUUGGCAACUUGGUGAAACUGUUCUCAAGAAUGCUUGAUUCUGACAUUGACGCUCAUAAUCGGAGCAUGCUAUUGUCAUCUUACAUUAAGUACCGCAAGUUGGCUACACAAGAAUCAAAGCCUCAUUCUAACAUCCGGCCAGUGGAAUUGAAGUCGUCGCCAACGGACAACAGUAUGAUAACAAGUAUGAUUGAACAUGUAGAAAGGACUCACUCGUCGACAAAUCUUGGAGCGACUAACGUUAGACUUCAUGAGAGUCUUCUAGAAGUAUGGCUACGUGCUCGUGGUACUGCACGAGAAAACUCUCUGGUCAAUUCAUGGUUCCUUCUGGAAAUAAUUCUAAAAGCGAGCUCGGAAUACUUGACAAUGACUGGCAGGAUGUUUUCUUCAAGGAAAAUCAGAUUUGGAGAUCAAUUCCUGAAAAAUGUGGAGACAUUGAUUGAAAUUUUGGCGCAAGAAGUGAUUACCCGUCAUGCGAAUGACUUUGAAGAGGCGAAAAUGAUAUCCAACUCACUGGGAUACUUUUUGAGAGACUGUUUCUCUAUUAUGGAUCGAACAUUUGUGAUGAAAUUGGUACACAAAUACUUGACGGCAUUCUCAGAAAGCAUGAAAAAAUUGGCUCACAAUAAUGAACUUCUUUCAAUCAAAAUUGAGUUUAUAAGAGUUGUUUGUUCUUAUGAGCACUACCUGAUAGUGAAUGUUCUUAGUGAUAUUGACCCACCAGAGUCUACAGUCACUGGAGCAGCGCCGCCAGUUUCCUCAUUGACAGGAAGCAAAGGAAAACGAAACACGUUGGUCAGUUGGACUAUGAAUGACAGUUCAAGAUCUACGCAUUACCUCUCAGGGCAAGUGAUGUCUGAUGUGAAAGAUGCUAUUGCUUCUGGAAAUACUACGUUGUGCGCCAAAGCCAUUGAAACUGUGAAAGAACUUCUGCAGUCCCAUGAACUCGACAAUAGAAUUUCGGAGGGAGAAUCUGCUGCCCAAGUAGCCAAUAUAUACAAACCAUUGGUUGGAAUUGUCCUGGAUAAUAUUGAUUGUUUGUAUUCCGGGUCAAUUCGCAAUUCUACCGAUGUCUCUUCAACCAACUCAUUUGUUGAGCAGACACUGAGACAAGAUGUGAUGGCAGCGAUUGCUGGAAAAUUGAGAAAUAGUCCAGAUCCAAGUUUUGGAAAAUUACAAAUGGACUUGUCUAUGACAAAAUCUAUUCUGUGCUGUAUGUUCUGGGUGUUGAAACACAUUGACCGCGAAGAUCUCCAACACUGGAUUGGGUCACUAGAUCACGAAUACAUGCUAAAACUACUUCACAUCUUGUAUUACACAAUGUCAACUUUUGAGAUCAAAGAUGAUCCGGUCACUGCAAGACGUUCACCCGACAAAACGUCUCUUUCAAAAUUGGACGAAGAACCAGAACCAGGAGAGGUGAAAUGGAGAACACGAAGCUCGGAUACAUGUGACUCGAGAGCCGAUCGAGUAUCUACUCAAGAGGCUGUUGCAUCUGAUGCUAUUGUCUCUUGUGAAGUUUUCAUGUGUGUUGUGGAACUUAUCGACAACAUAAUCACAGUUGCAACUGAUGUGAAAAACUCACAGUUCCACAUUUUGCCAAUGGUUUUCCCAAUUAUCAUGCAUGGACUAUCCUGCAAUGCCUCCGACCAAGUUCUUGAAGUAAUCUUCGCCGCUCAACAAAACUUUUUUGCAAAGUUCCCAGACAUGAUUUUGGAACAAAAACCAGAACUCUGCGCGGAACUCUCCCAACAAAUCCUUCGUCAUUGUUCUUCAACAAAAUUGGAGAAUGUGAGAACAAUGGCCACAGUCAGUCUCUACCAUUUUUUGAGAGAGAACUACAAGUUGUACAAGAACCUCACCCGUGCCAGAACAUUCUUAUCAACCGCUCUUUCUACGUUGUUGUCCGGAAGUUGUGGGGUGGAUAUCUUUGUGAACGAUGAAUUCAUGACCAAGAGUUUGGAGAUUGCCAACCAACUAGCAGCAGAAGACGAUACAUUUGAUGAUUCCACUAAGAAGAAGCUCACCGAACAGAUGAAUGAGUUGACUGCAAACCUUCAGAAGAUCAUGUUAAGUACAGUUAGAAUGCGUGAACAUGUCAAUGACUAUGAAAUGACAAUUGAUCUUAUGUACCAGCUAGUGGAAGGCUACUCUAAUAAUCCUGACUUGAGAAUUACUUGGCUGCUGAACAUGGCAGAGCGACACGAAAAACAACGGAAUCUCUGUGAAGCUGCUCACAGCUAUCUUCAAGCGUGUGCUCUUGUCUUUGAGUACAUUGCCCAACGAGACCAGAAUUUGGCAUUUGAAUCAAAGGGAGCUGCAACGUUUGCAGAAAUCACACCGAACGCUAUCAAAGAGUCAAGGACAAACUUUAACUCUGUUAAAAACGCCGACAAUGAGAACCACAUCCAGUCAUACCACUUCACUGAAGCCGGACUAGUAAAAAUAUUGGAAAAAUCUUUCUCCCUCCUUGAAAAAGCUCAACUUUACGAGUUGCUCUUCCCGUUCUCAAAAAUUAUUCUCAACUACUGCCAUGCUACAAAGAGUUACAGUAGAGUUGCUCACAUCCACAAGCGUCUUAGUAUUGCUGCAGAUCAAAUCAAGGAAACUGGAGACUUUUAUGAAAACCAGUCAGAUCCUUGGUUAUCUCCUCUACCAGGUAUCGACAAAAGAUGUUUUGGAACUUUUUUCCGGCUUGCAUUCUACGGAAAGUUGUUUGGGGAGCUGCAUAACAAAGAGUUUGUGUACAAGGAACCAGCAUUCACAAAGUUGAAUGAAAUCAGUGGUCGACUGGAGACAUUUUACACAAACAUGUAUGGCGAAGGAAAUGUGGUUGUUCUUAAGGAUUCUAGACCAGUUGAAAUGGAUAAGCUGAAGCCGGACAAGGCCUACAUUCAAAUCACAUUUGUUGAUGUUUUCUUGUCUGAUAAUGAGAGAAUGGAAAGAUCGACGUACUUUGAAAGGAGAAAUAAUGUGAACAGAUUUUACUUUGAAACACCGUACACUAUGGAAGGUCGUGCUCAAGGAGAUUUGUCAUCUCAGUACAAGAAGCGGACUAUUCUUACGGUAGAAAACUCAUUCCCAUACAUCAAAACUCGUCUCCGUGUCGUUAACCGAAGUAUCAUGAACUUCUCUCCAAUCGAAGUUGCGAUUGAAGACAUCGAAAAGAAAACUAGAGAACUCGCCGCUGCUGCUCAGCAUAAAAACGCCAAAAUGUUGUCAAUGUUGGUGCAGGGUUCGAUUGGAACAACAGUGAAUCAGGGCCCACUUGAGAUUGCUAAUGUCUUCCUUGCCAACUCGAUGACCGAUGAGCGUGGUCGACCGGUGGAUCGUCUCCAGAAUAAACUUCGUCUCUCCUUCCGCCACUUACAGUACCGUGCAAUGGAAGCUAUCGAGCUAUCCCGUCAAUUAAUUGGAGAAGAUCAAAAAGAAUACCAAGAGAAUGUAGAGGCAAACUUCCGCAGUUUUGUGACCCACCUGAAACCUAUGCUAAGCAGAGAGAAACACGAGAUUACCAUCUCCGAAUUCAGCAAACCCACCGUUGUAUAA